Molecule: messenger RNA, 1677 nt
Organism: Blumeria graminis f. sp. triticale
Lineage: Eukaryota; Fungi; Ascomycota; Leotiomycetes; Helotiales; Erysiphaceae
Source: the annotation of a GenBank genome assembly
AUGUUCAGAAACGCUAUCCGACAGUCUGGUAGGACUGUAGGCGCAAUCUCUGUCUCGGGUCGAGUUACUACAGUUGCAGCGAAACGAUCUGCUGCACCCUCAACGAUAAAAAAUUCUCUAAUCCCAUCUCGAUGCUAUGCUGUCGAAGCAAAAGCUACCCCAACAGAAGUAUCAUCGAUCCUUGAGGCGAAGAUCCGAGGUGUACAGGAAGAAGCAGGCCUUGCCGAAACAGGUCGCGUCUUGUCCGUCGGAGAUGGCAUUGCUCGCGUCCACGGUAUGGCCAAUGUACAAGCCGAAGAAUUAGUUGAGUUCGCGUCUGGUGUUAAAGGAAUGUGCAUGAAUCUCGAGGCUGGGCAAGUCGGAGUUGUACUUUUCGGGUCAGAUAGAUUGGUGAAAGAAGGCGAAACUGUUAAGCGUACCGGUGAAAUUGUCGAUGUUCCUGUCGGAAUCGAGCUACUCGGUCGUGUAGUAGAUGCUUUGGGUAACCCUAUCGACGGAAAGGGUCCGAUAAAAACAAGCGAGAAGCGCCGUGCUCAACUCAAAGCACCUGGUAUUCUUCCAAGACAAUCGGUCAAUCAGCCGGUACAGACUGGAUUAAAGUCAGUUGACGCUAUGGUACCGAUUGGUAGAGGUCAGCGUGAGUUGAUUAUCGGCGAUCGCCAAACCGGAAAAACAGCUGUAGCCCUUGAUGCCAUGCUAAACCAGAAGCGAUGGAACGUAGGAAACGAUGAGUCAAAGAAACUCUACUGUGUGUAUGUUGCCGUCGGCCAAAAGAGGUCAACUGUUGCUCAAUUGGUAAAGACUCUUGAAGAAAAUGACGCUAUGAAGUACUCGAUUGUAGUAGCUGCUACAGCCUCAGAAGCUGCACCUCUUCAGUACAUUGCACCUUUCACUGGGACAUCUAUGGGAGAGUGGUUCCGCGAUAACGGUAAACACGCUGUCAUCAUAUUUGAUGACUUAUCAAAGCAGGCCGUUGCAUAUCGACAAAUGUCUCUUCUCCUACGUCGUCCACCUGGACGUGAGGCCUACCCCGGUGAUGUUUUCUACCUCCAUUCUCGACUUCUUGAACGUGCAGCUAAAAUGGGCAAUAAACACGGUGGAGGGUCUUUGACCGCUCUUCCAAUCAUCGAGACGCAAGGUGGAGAUGUGUCAGCUUACAUUCCAACUAAUGUCAUUUCCAUUACUGAUGGUCAAAUUUUCCUGGAAGCCGAACUAUUUUACAAGGGCAUCAGGCCAGCCAUCAACGUCGGUCUUUCUGUGUCCCGUGUCGGAUCCGCAGCUCAGUUAAAGGCUAUGAAACAAGUUGCCGGCUCUCUCAAGCUUUUCUUAGCCCAAUAUCGCGAGGUAGCUGCCUUCGCUCAAUUUGGUUCUGACUUGGAUGCUGCAACCAAACAAACUCUUAACCGCGGUGAACGGUUAACCGAGCUUCUGAAACAAAAGCAAUACUCACCUAUGGCUGUCAACGAAAUGGUACCCUUAAUAUAUGCAGGAGUUAACGGUCAUCUGGAUACUAUUCCCGUCAAUAAGAUUCUUCAAUGGGAAUCUGACUUCAUCUCUCAUUUAAAGACUAGUGAGCCCGAAAUUCUUGCUACUAUCGACAAAGAGGGUGCGCUGAGCAAAGAUCUCGAGACGAAGUUGAAGAGCAUCAUAACAACAUUUACCAAAAGUUUCAACUAA